Molecule: messenger RNA, 634 nt
Organism: Aethina tumida (small hive beetle)
Lineage: Eukaryota; Metazoa; Arthropoda; Insecta; Coleoptera; Nitidulidae
Product: nuclear envelope phosphatase-regulatory subunit 1-like
Exons: 4
Coding region: 184-579 (131 amino acids)
Cellular component (GO): Nem1-Spo7 phosphatase complex; cytoplasm
Source: RefSeq, a predicted model, not a curated record
UUUGUGUUUCUCAGAUACGAAAUGAAAAAACGAAUAUAUAGUGUAUAAUAUAGUAGAUUCCUGUUAUAACCGUAUAGAUCGAAAAAACCAAAUCGUAAACAUAAAAAUGUCAAAGUACUGAUACAAAUCUGCUGAUUAUAUUAAUUGUUUCACUUCUCCAUAAAUUUCUUAGUGUUAUAAACAAUGUCAUUGGAACAAACAGCCUGUGAAGAUAUAAUUGCAGAUUUAAAAGCUUUUGAGAGACGAUUGACAGAAGUUAUUGCUUGUUUACACCCAUCAACAACACGAUGGAGAAUUGUUCUAGUCACAGUCUCCGUGUGUGUUGCCACAGGGGCUAGUCAAUGGAUUUUAGACCCGGAAACCAGAGUGGUUUCAUUGUCACAAUCGUUGAUUAACCACCCGUUUUUUAUAUUGUCUACCAUAAUUUUAAUUAUAAUUUUGUUCCUGGGUGUGCAUAAACGAGUGAUAGCGGCAUCGAUAAUAACAUCACGGACUAGAGAAGUGUUGAGUGAUUUCAAUAUGUCUUGUGAUGACACAGGUAAAUUAAUAUUGAAGCCAAGACCGACAAAUCUUAGUUGAUUUUUGAUAAUUUUAAUUUGUUGUGUAAGAUAUUAAUAAAUUUAUUAUGUAAUUA